AUGCUUCGCCUCGGCCUUGCCCUCUUUACCCUCGUCACUGGCGCUGUCGCCACUCUUGAGACCCACAUUCGCCCCUCGGGCACCAGCCCCUCGGCUUCGCACACUUUUGCUAGCCGUGCCACAAAGGUUACCGGCUGCACGUGCUGUGGCUACGAUGUCACCUUUGGUGACGGCCUGAGCACCCCCACCUACUACUUUAUCCUCAACUGGGCCAACGGUCCCGGCUCGAGCAACGUCGGCUGGUGCUUCGAGGAAGGUGUCCUCCUCGCCGACGAGCAGGCCUACAUUCUCGAGGCUCUCCAGACCAACACCUCGAACGCGCGCGUCGAGUACAAGGGUGCCCGUGCCUUCUGUGACCUCCAGGGCAUCUACGACAACGAGGCCUGUGUCGCCUCCAUUGUCGAGGGCUACUCCGACUUCAUUGUCGGCUACGACGGCACCACCACCUCCGAGUGGAUCGAGACUGGCUGUGGCUACCCUCCCGCCAACUUUGUCCCUACCGACUGCUACUGUGGCUGGGAGUGCGACUCGGGCUACACCAAGUGCGGCAACCAGUGCAUCGACCUCACCACCACCGUCUGCGCCUCGGGCACCGCUCAGGCUCGUAACCUCCGCAGUGUCGUCCCCGUCUGCGCCAUUGGCGAGUCGACUUGCCAAGUGCCCAACUACGGCUACGCGUGCGUCGACACCGCCUCCAACCUCGAGUCGUGCGGCGCUUGCCCCUUCUCCCCGGCGUCGGUCGACUGCACGACCAUCCACGGUGUCGACGCUGUCAGCUGCCACAACGGCAAGUGCGUCGCCGAGUCGUGCACCAAGGGCUUUGAGCUUGUCGACGGCGAGUGUCUCUAA
Molecule: messenger RNA, 849 nt
Organism: Apiotrichum porosum
Lineage: Eukaryota; Fungi; Basidiomycota; Tremellomycetes; Trichosporonales; Trichosporonaceae
Exons: 2
Coding region: 1-849 (282 amino acids)
Source: RefSeq, a predicted model, not a curated record